Heteronotia binoei (common prickly gecko) is the source of this 815-nucleotide messenger RNA. It is a transcript of the gene AGR2, whose product is annotated as anterior gradient 2, protein disulphide isomerase family member. Lineage: Eukaryota; Metazoa; Chordata; Lepidosauria; Squamata; Gekkonidae. Gene Ontology annotation, molecular function: dystroglycan binding. The transcript has 7 exons. Gene Ontology annotation, cellular component: endoplasmic reticulum. Bases 10 to 543 code for a protein of 177 amino acids. The record is from RefSeq and is a predicted model, not a curated record.
GCUUUAGCCAUGGAGAAGAACUUAGUAUCUGUGUUUCUUUUGAUUAUUGCUAUUGCACACACCUUGGCUAAAGAUGCUACACCAAAAGAUGGGAAAAGGGACACAAAAGAAGCUGGAGAUACCAAGAUAAAACUGCCCCAGACUCUCUCAAGAGGCUGGGGUGAUUAUCUUAUCUGGACUCAGACUUAUGAAGAAGCUCUCCACAAAGCCAAGUCAAACAACAAACCUAUCAUGAUCAUCCACCACUUGGAAGAUUGUCCUCAUAGCCAAGCACUGAAGAAAGUGUUUUCUGAAAACAAAGAAAUACAAAAGUUGGCUGAGAAAUUUGUUCUCCUCAAUCUUGUUUAUGAAACCACAGACAAACAUCUCUCUCCUGAUGGCCAGUAUGUUCCCAGAAUCUUGUUUGUGGAUCCUUCACUAACAGUUAGAGCAGAUAUUACUGGAAGAUAUUCCAAUCGCCUCUAUGCUUAUGAACCUUCAGAUAUUCCACUGUUGUACUCAAAUAUGCAGAAAGCACUGAAGCUGCUCAAGACUGAAUUGUGAAGAAAGAGAUUGCACCAGCAAGUUCAUCUCCCUCUUUUGGUUAUUUCUAUGAAACUUAUUCUGAAUAGAGAAUAUACAAGUUGGUCUUAGAUAUGCAUAUCAGUUCAUGGAAUGCAUAACUGACAACUCAGUGGUGUUGUAAAAACUGGUUUUGUACUAUAUGGCAUUUUAAGUAUUGACUGCUUUUAUAAACUAAGCAUAGAAGAGUACUGUACACUCUUUUCUGCAGAUCAGGAUUUAAAAAAUAAAUCUACUUCAUGGUGUUUACAGAA